Cryptotermes secundus is the source of this 2162-nucleotide messenger RNA. RefSeq names its product acetyl-coenzyme A synthetase (gene AcCoAS). Gene Ontology annotation, molecular function: AMP binding; acetyl-CoA synthetase activity. The coding region runs from base 131 to 2161 and encodes 676 amino acids. Lineage: Eukaryota; Metazoa; Arthropoda; Insecta; Blattodea; Kalotermitidae. The transcript has 11 exons. The record is from RefSeq and is a predicted model, not a curated record.
GUAGAGAUGUAAGAUAGAGCUCCUGGCUAACUCGUCUGCAGCGACGCUGAAGUGUGUGUGUUGUGUCACGGAAGAAUCAGUCGGCGGUUAGACAGUUCAACAGUGAAAAGUGUUAACUGGAAAGGACAAAAUGGACAAAAAGGUGUACGUUCCUGAUCCGUCCGUUUCACGAAAGUCGCACAUCAGUUCCAUGAAACAGUAUGAGGAUAUGUACAAACAUUCGAUCGAUAAUCCCGAAGAAUUCUGGGGUGAAAUCGCGAAACAGUUUCACUGGGAAACUGAGCCGUCGAAGUUCCUCUCCUACAAUUUUGAUAUCACUAAGGGACCAAUCUCUAUUAAAUGGAUGGAAGGAGCUACAACAAACAUCUGUUAUAAUUUACUAGACCGCAACGUUAAAAAUGGGCAUGGGGAUAAAAUUGCCUUUUACUGGGAGGGGAAUGACCCUGAGGACUACAGCAGACUUACUUACAAGAAGCUGUUGGAGGAAGUGUGCAGGUUUGCCAAUGUUCUCAAGUCAAAAGGAGUCUCAAAAGGGGAUCGGGUAGCGAUCUAUAUGCCUAUGAUCCUUGAAGUGGUAAUUGCAAUGCUCGCUUGUUCCCGAAUUGGAGCUGUUCACACAAUUGUGUUUGCAGGAUUUUCAGCUGACUCCUUUGCUGAAAGAAUGCUGGAUGCAAAGUGCAAGGUGUUAAUAACAACCGAUGGAGUGUGGAGGGGGCCGAAGUUGAUCUGUCUGAAGGAAAUCUGUGAUGCAGCUAUGGAACGGUGCAAAAACCUGGGACAUGAAGUAAAGAAUUGCAUAAUUGUUGAACAUUUACCUAGACUGAGUGUUUCUCAAAACAGAAAUGGAACCACUAAGGAAAAUGGAGACACAUCACCCGAAAAGAAUAAGAUCCCAUGGACAGAAGGAAGAGAUUUCUGGUGGCAUGAGGAGAUGGAAGAUGCAUCCACAUCCUGUUAUCCUGUUUGGGUUGGAGCUGAAGACCCUCUUUUUAUGCUUUACACCAGUGGAUCCACUGGCAAGCCAAAAGGAGUUCUCCAUACAGUAGCUGGUUACUUACUGUAUGCUGCUACCACAUUUAAGUAUGUAUUCGACUAUCGACCUGGUGAUGUUUACUGGUGUACAGCUGAUGUUGGGUGGAUCACUGGCCACACGUAUGUUGUGUAUGGCCCACUUGCAAAUGGAGCGACAUCAGUAUUAUUUGAAGGCACUCCUUUCUACCCUGGUAACAGCAGAUAUUGGGAGGUAGUCGACAAAUAUAGAGUGAAUAAAUUCUACACGGCUCCUACGGCACUCAGAGCACUAAUGAAAUUUGGAGAUGGACCUGUAAAGAAGCACAGUUUGAGCACAUUACAAGUACUUGGAUCAGUAGGCGAACCCAUAAAUCCGGAGGCAUGGCUUUGGUACUACGUAGUUAUUGGACAUGAGAAGUGUUCCAUUGUAGACACGUACUGGCAAACAGAGACUGGAGGACACCUAUUAACACCCUUACCUGGAUGCACACCUAUGAAACCAGGCUCAGCGACAUUUCCCUUCUUUGGUGUAGUUCCUGUAUUACUGGAUGAGAAUGGUAAAGAAAUUCGUGGACCUGGAGAAGGGUAUUUGGCAUUCAAAAGACCAUGGCCUGGAAUAAUGAGGACCCUGUUUGGAAAUCAUGAGAGAUUCGAAACCACAUACUUCAAGAAAUUUCCUGGAUGUUACUGCACAGGAGAUGGCGCACGCAGAGAUGAAGAUGGCUACUUCUGGAUAACUGGUCGUGUUGAUGACAUGCUGAAUGUAUCAGGACAUUUGCUGAGCACUGCUGAAGUGGAAGCCACACUUUCAGCACAUCCGAAUGUAGCAGAGGCUGCUGUUGUUUCACACGGUCAUCCAAUCAAAGGAGAAUGCUUGUAUUGUUUUGUCACACCAAAUGAGGGUGUGAAGUUCUCAAAGGAACUGACAGAUGAACUUAAGAAGAAAGUUCGUGAAAAGAUUGGACCAUUUGCCACCCCAGAAGUAAUUCAGCAUGCUCCUGGUCUUCCUAAAACAAGAUCAGGUAAAAUAAUGAGAAGAAUACUCCGCAAGGUAGCUCAAAACGAUCGUAAUAUUGGAGACAUCUCUACAUUAGCCGAUGAAGGCAUCAUUGAGGUGUUGUUCCAAAACAGGAUAGAAAUUAAAGCUUAAA